Argentina anserina (silverweed cinquefoil) is the source of this 2083-nucleotide messenger RNA. RefSeq names its product B3 domain-containing transcription factor LEC2-like. The transcript is spliced from 11 exons. Lineage: Eukaryota; Viridiplantae; Streptophyta; Magnoliopsida; Rosales; Rosaceae. The coding region runs from base 252 to 1739 and encodes 495 amino acids. The record is from RefSeq and is a predicted model, not a curated record. Gene Ontology annotation, molecular function: DNA binding; DNA-binding transcription factor activity.
AGAAGAAGAAGAAGAAGCACGAGUUUCCAAAACCAGUUUGAGCUCUUGUCUGGUUGUGCAGCUCCGACGAUUUCAGUUGACGGCGGCCAGUAGUCACCUUCGCUACCUUCCGAGUUUCCACUCUGUCUUCUACUUUGGGUCUUUGGGUAGAAUCCAAGGUAGGUGUCUUUGGUGCAUGAUCUGCAGUUCAACAAAUGAGAAAGAAAGAAGAUUUAUCAUCAAACCAUUGAGUGCUUCAAAUUAGCUCAACAAUGGAAACACAAAUUCUAUUGAGUUGCCUACUUAAACCAAGCCCAGAUAGUAUACCAGAAUCCCUAAAAGACCAACUUCUCUGUCACUCUCCCUGUGUGGGUGAUGUUGAACUUCACCCGCCCAUUACUCAUUUAACUGCAACCAUUAGUUCUUCUUCUCCACCUUCAUUUCUGGCUAGUUCAUCAUUUCAGUCAUAUUAUUAUCCAGGGGUUAAGUACCUACCACCACACCCUUAUUGGCAGCAGCAGCAGCCUUUUUUACCACAUCCUCCUUCCAUGUCUCCCUCUUCAGUCCCUCCAUUGCAGCCAAGUUCAUUGGUGGAUGCAGAUGCAAGGGAGAGGAGCAGGAUAGCACGCCAAAGAAGAAGCUUAAUUUUGAGAAAACGAAACGCUGCCCGUUCUAUGGCUGCUUUUUCAAGGUUGGAAGUAGAGAGAGAUGCAGCUGGUGUUGGUUCUGAUAUGCAGAACAACAGAAAACGUCUCUCCUCAUCACUGGAUAACACGGAGCUCAAUAAUCAUGACGUUGGAUCUCUGGGAAGGGUUUUACUGCCAAAGGUGAUGCCGAACUUCCUUUCCUCAUCAUCUACAUCAAAGAGCUUAGUGACAAAUAAAGAGGUAAAAAAGUACCGUCCCAUCCUCUCAAACAAAGAAGGUAUUCAGCUGAUGAUCAGACAUACUCAUUCAAAGUGGGGUUCGAAGAGCAAGUACUGGUCAAAUAACAAAAGCAGAAUGCAUGUGUUUGGAAAUUCAGUAGGUACUGGUUCUAAAACUCAGAACAACAAACAAGACCUCUACUCAUUCUGUAAUGGUUCUCAAACACAGAACAACAAACAAGACCUCUACACAUUCUGCACGCCUGAUAACAUGGCACUGAGAUUGUUGUUCAGGAAGGAGCUCAAGAAUAGUGACACUGGAUCUUAUGGAAGGAUUGUACUGCCAAAGAAAGAUGCAGAAAAGUGCCUUCCGAGCCUCUUCGACAAGGAAGGCAUCAAGCUGAUGAUCAGGGAUAUUCAUUCAAACCAACAGUGGGAUUUCAAAUUCAAGUAUUGGCCAAAUAACAAAAGCCGAAUGUAUGUGUUUGAAAAUACAGGAGACUUUGUUAGGCAAAGUGGAGUAAAGGUGGGAGAUAGCAUUAAUCUAUAUGAAGAUGAAUGCAAGAAUCUCCAGUACAUCUCCAUCCAAAAGGCGGAAACAAGACCAGUACAUGCUCCCGAACCCUCAUACCAACAAAGCUGCUAUACUAUUACCAAAGACUAUGCUGCCAAUUGCUGUAGCAGCCACAUAGAUGCUGUUGAAAAUGGCAAGGCCAACACCAUUAACAACAACAGGUCCAGCAACAAAGACAACUCAAACAGCCUAGAGAAGAAUCCUAUCCCCAACAUUGACAACACCAACAGCAAAACUCAUGCCAAGGCAACAAGCACAUACAUACCAUAUGCAGGAGUCCGCCCUGAAGAAGAUGAGAGUUCUUUAGCAGUACUACUGUAACAACGCAAGGAACACCUUCUUGAGACAAAUAUGGUGGAAUUGUUCAGGGGUGAUGCUUCUUCACACAGACAAAGCAAGGAAGCUAGUAAUAACUCCAACAACAGCCUCGCUCUCUGGACAAAUCCGAACAUCUAACACUCAACUAGCUACAGCAGGAACAUUCGUGGCCUCAACACCGUCCUCCUCACUAACCAUUAUGAAGAUGGCGGACGACAUUUUUGACAACUGCUGUGAAGGCCUCGGAAGACUCCCUGACGUCAGUUAUUGUGACCAUUUUACUUUUGAUUUUACUGAAUGACAUAAUGGAUAAGACGUAUUCAGGGUUAAUUCGAUGAUUCUAAGUA